Molecule: messenger RNA, 1789 nt
Organism: Limulus polyphemus (Atlantic horseshoe crab)
Lineage: Eukaryota; Metazoa; Arthropoda; Merostomata; Xiphosura; Limulidae
Product: calsequestrin-1-like
Exons: 11
Coding region: 45-1262 (405 amino acids)
Biological process (GO): regulation of release of sequestered calcium ion into cytosol
Cellular component (GO): sarcoplasmic reticulum lumen
Molecular function (GO): calcium ion binding
Source: RefSeq, a predicted model, not a curated record
UUACAGCACAGCUGCUGAGUGGAAGAAAUGUCGGUGUUUGUGAAAUGCCAGUUACAGCUGUAAAAAUUGAUCAACAGGACGUGCUAGAAGUUAAACCCUCGGAUGGUGAUGUUCACGUAUAUCGGGAAGGAAAGAGAACGGUUUAUCACGGGCGAAGAACUGCAGCCUCUCUCGUUUCAUUCGUACUACAGGUUAAUUCGUCUGAGGUGAAGGUAAUUUCGGGCAAGCUGGAUAAGAUAGCUUUUGACAGCAUCAAUCAACCGAAAGUUGUCGGUUUUUUCAUGAAGGGAACACCAGACUUUCAAGCUUUCCAAGAAGCAGCUGGAGCAUUCCUGCCAUCUGUUCCAUUUUACGUCACGUUUGACAGAACGGUUGCUAAGCACUUGAAGCUGGAUACAGUCGGUCAGAUCCAUAUCGUAAGGCCGUUUGAAAGACAACCGGUUUCUUGUCCUCAUAACCCAGCAACUACUACAGAAAUCGAAGCAUUCGUAAGAAAAAAUAAAGGUUCCAUUUUGACGAAAUUAAACGAACACAACCUUUACGACCCAGAGCUAAUUGACCCAACUAAUAAGUUGGUACUCGCUAUUGGAGAAGAAGCAUCCCCACUAGGGCACUACCUCUAUCACCUUUUGACCAAAGUAAUUAAGAACAACACAAACAACACGGAGUUUCGGAACCUAAACAUCGUGUGGAUUGAACCCCAAGUAUUUCCCGUCGUGUAUGUUGUAAUGGAUCAACUACAGUCAGCCUUCGGCGUUCCCCCACAAUUGCCCAAGAUUGGUGCUGUGAACUUCACGAAUAACCUCACCGCAUGGUUUAACACAACUCUGUUCAAUACCACUGCUGAUAAAACGGCUGAUGAACAAAACCUCCUGCUUCUACAGGACUGGUUGUACCAAGUGAUCAAUGACACGCUUGCUCCACAACCCUCGGGCUUGCAGACCUUUAAGAAGAUCCCUCAGUCCCAAAUAGUGCCAGAAGGAACUGACGUGGUUCUGGAAUGCGUCAUCGCCAAUCCUAUUGGGGACUGCUUGUGGAUGAAAGAUGGUCACAACAUUGGCUUCAACCUCAACCGUUUCCCCCAGUACUCGUGGGUUGGAGAACGACUUAAUGGAGAUUGUAGUCUUAAAAUCACAGGCGUCACCAAAGGACGGGAUGAUGGAGAAUGGGUAUGUGAAGUCACUGGAGAUGUUGAAAAUCCCACGAUAACUUCCACACCCGCAGUUAUCAGUAUAACAGGUUCUGAGAAGAUGGAACUAUAAAAAGAGGGAAUAAAUUGGUCUAAUUUUUCACUAGCAAAAGUAUUGACGAUUUAAACAGACUUCACCCUUGAUGUAUUAUGUGUAUAUUUGAACUUUCACUCAAGAAACAUGCCAAAAUCGGUUACAGAACUCAAACAUUCAUUGUUUAGUUAGUAAUGUACUGAACAACUGCUAGUGAUCUUACUUGUAUAAAACUUACUUCGCCAUGAUGGUGAUCGCAUAUUAAAAACAUAACUUGUUGUCGUAUAAGUGUUCUCCCUUUAUAGAAAUUUCAUAAUGAGAUUACUAACUGAACGAACAUAAUUAGGUUUUGUUUACAAUAAUUAAAACUUUGUUCCCUUCCAGGCUGACUUCUAAUAAUAAAAAAAAAAAAAAGUUCACAUAUGAUCGAUUUAUAACAUUAAUUCUUUAAAUAAUUGUUAAUUUUUUUCACAUGCUGAGUUCACUUAUGUAUUAGUUCCAUUCAAAUCCUAUUUUAAGAUAAUAAAUAUUUUAACUUCCUCUUCCACUAUGCGUCUUCUAUGAUA